AUGCGGCGCCAGCUUCGCCGCACCGACUACACCGUAGGAUGGGUCUGCGCUCUACCCGUUGAGCUGGCGGCAGCGCGGCUCAUGCUGGAUGAAAAGCACGAAGACCUCGAGCGCGACCCAGGCGAUAACGACGAGAAUUUGUACGUCCUCGGCUCAAUUGAGGGGCACAACGUAGCUAUUGGAUGUCUGCCUGCUGGCCAGACUGGGAACAAUUCAGCCGCUGUUGUGGCGACACAGAUGUUAGCUACGUUCAAGAAGAUCCGGUUCGGGCUGAUGGUGGGUAUUGGUGGAGGUGUUCCUAGCGCGAAGGCAGACGUCCGGCUCGGGGACGUGGUAGUCAGCCAACCUGACAAUACGUAUGGCGGAGUGGUGCAGUAUGAUAUGGGAAAGACGACUAGAGACGGGUUUGUGCGGAAAGGGUCGCUCGACUCUCCGCCUCAGGCGUUGCUCAACGCAUUGUCACGGAUCCAAAUGAACGAGUGGCUCGUAGAGAGUGGGUUGUCCAAGCACGUCUUGAAGCUGGAGCGAUCAAAAUUCCAGCGAAGUCGGGCAGGGCCUGACGUCCUUUACGAUGCAGCGUAUGACCACGAGAACCCCAGCAGCCAAACGUGCGACAUGUGCAGCGUGGACAGGAUCCAAGCUCGAAAGCCACGAAAUGACGAGGAAGAAGUGGUUGUGCACUACGGCACAAUCGCGUCAGGGAAUCAAGUGAUAAAGAAUGCUGCUGAGAGGGACAAGGCUAGCGCGCAGCUCGGUGGCGUGUUGUGCUUCGAAAUGGAAGCGGCGGGGUUGAUGAACACCUUCCCAUGUCUGGUAGUUCGUGGCAUCAGCGACUACGCCGACUCGCACAAGAACGAUCGAUGGCAGGCGUACGCCGCGGGCGUUGCAGCUGCAUAUGCAAAGGAAGUGCUGUCGGUGAUAAAGCCAACUGAAGUGGCGGGUACACGAAUAGCGGAUAACGACACUGGACAAUCUAGCGAUACUCCAUUACUCCGUACAGUCCAAGCUCCGAGACCACAGCGACAAGACCAUGACACCCGCAACUCGAAGGACCUUUCCUGUGCUGAUAUCGUCACCGUCAAUCAUGUCGCUGGUCCAAAGAUACCUCGAGAUCCCAGCCAAAAAGCCGCCAAUGAAGAGAUCCACCAACCCUCAAGCCCGGAGACCAGGCCAGAAAAGCACGAGCUUUCGGACGAGCAACGUAACGCAAUCAAGGCUAGCCUCCAUUUCAAACAGAGAGAUGCUCGACUUCUCACCCUCAAGCAAGCUCAAGCCAAGACAUGUCGAUGGUUACUCAAAAACCCGAAAUACAGUGAUUGGAUGCAUGUGGAUAAGAUAAAUGAGCACCGUGGUUUCUUCUGGAUCAAGGGCAAGCCGGGCUCAGGAAAGUCUAUCAUGAUGAAGUUUCUGUUCUCUCAGGCUAAGAAGUCCAUGAGAGGAAGCCUCGUUCUCUCCUUCUUCUUCAAUGCACGAGGCGAGGACCUGGAAAAGACAACAUCUGGCUUGUACCGUGCUUUGCUUCUACAACUUCUUGAGAAAGCACCAAAAGCCUGGGAGAUAUUCGAGGACGACGACCUUGGCACAUCUACACUCGACCUGAUUGAAGAAUCUGGCUGGCAGGAUGAGGUUCUUCGCCAAUUAUUUGUACAAAGCCUUCAGAAGCUCGGAGACCAACGUGUUGUUUGUUUUGUUGAUGCUCUGGACGAAUGUCCCGAGGAUGACAUUCGCGACAUGGUCUCAUUCUUCGAAGAGAUUGGGGAAAUUGAGUCAGCAGCGGAGUUCCGUGUGUGCUUCUCGAGCAGGCACUAUCCCGAGAUCAGUAUCCGGACUGGCCUCCAGCUUGUGCUCGAAGCAGAAGCGGAGCACACGAACGACAUCACUGUCUACAUUGAUGCCAACCUGAAAAUCAAAGAGACCGCGCAAUUCGAGGAUGUCAGGGCCGAGAUUCUGCGCAAAGCAUCUGGAAUCUUUCUCUGGGUGCAUCUCGUCAUUCCUAUGCUGAACAAAGAAUACGAUUCAGGGAGGAUCAAAGCCCUGAAGAAGCGACUUGCACAAAUCCCAGCUGGGCUGCAUAACCUGUUCGCUGAUAUGCUGACCAGAGAUCGACUGAGAUUGGAAUACCUUUGUGUUUGUGUUCAGGUCAUCCUGCACGCCGCACGACCAUUGAAGCCAAACGAGUUUCGUAUAGCAAUCGAAACGUAUUGCGAUGAAAAAUACACGGUUGAUCAGUGUUGUGAUCCCGUACUGAUGAGUUCUGAGAACUUGAGAAAGUUUGUGCUCGAUGCUUCCAAGGGUUUGGCGGAGAUCACAAAAUCCAAGGAACCGACUGUGCAAUGGAUACACGAAUCCGUACGGGACUUUUUCAUAAAGGAAGACGGGAUGAUAAUGUUGCGAUCCGCUGAGGAUACCACACACGAAUCGGGACACAGCAUCCUUGUAAAGAUUUGUUUGCGGCAGCUGGACUUCGCGCGCUCAGUCUUUGGUCACCCCUCCGAUGUGGAGUUCUACUCGCGCUUUACCAAGCCAGAGUCUGUUCACCAGCAAGCUCCCUUAGUACAGUACGCAUUAGAUUUCAUGUUCUAUCAUGCCAAUUGGGUACAAAAGUCGAGCCUAGACCAGACCUCGUUCCUUGAGAUGUUCCAGCAUAGCUACGAACAAAUCUGGUCUUUGUUAUGCCCCGCGACCUCCAGGUCUAUCGACCGCAGCACUCACAUCCUAUAUCUACUUAGUGAGUAUGGGGCUGACGAACUUAUUCGAGUACACCCCGAAAGAGAUGAUCACUUCUACCUAAAGGGGGGUCAUUUUGGUUUGCCCCUGUUGGCAGCUUUAUAUGCCGGCCACAACGCAGCAGCCCGUGCAUUAGUUGGUCUUCCUCCAGCUCCUGAGGAAGAAAACACUAUACCAGGGCAAUCAAAACCUCGUCGAAGUUUUGCUUUGAAGAAAGAGAACUACAGAGCAAGCCGGCACGCUUUAAGCUAUCUAUGCGAGUAUGGGGACACUGAGCUGUUGGAAGCUGCGUUGAAGUCCGAAAGAUUCAAUGUGGAUUAUGACGUUGCCCACGAAUGCUACCGGAAUGCGUCAUCUGAAGCCAUUGUGGAAACGCUUGCCUCUUUUCCGGCCACUUCGACUGAAUCGCUUUUCCGCAGUGCGGUCGAUGCUUCAGCCUUAGCCCCCCCAAACUUCAAUGACGACCCGCUUGCUAGCAUCAAUCUACCAUACUUGAAGUUAGUUCUGUCAAAGGCACCCAGCGCCAUAAACCAAUCUCAUCUCUGGGGUGGUCAUACUUGCCUACUAGCUUAUGCUGCUGACAGAGGCUUUGAAAAGAUCAUGAGACUUUGUAUCGAGGCCACCGAGGUCUCGAACAGGCAACAUGCCGUGUUGGCUGCAGUCUGUGGCCGCAUCAACCAAAGCGGUCGAACCUCGAUUCUAAGACAACUCUUCGAAGUAGGGCUCGAUUCCGAUUAUGACAAUUCAGGCCUCGAACGGGCGCUCUUUGAGAUCAUCUGCCAACCACAUAAUGAGGACGUGGUCAGUUUAGUGUUGGCCAGAACAAAGCUGAAUCUUGAGACUACGAAACAGAAUGGUAUGACACCGCUGCUGUGGGCACUCCACCAAGGACGGAAGGCUUAUGUCAAAAUGUUCCUGGACGCUGGUUCGGAUCCAGCGGCUCGCCUCCACGACGAUGGUACAACCGCGCUUAUACUUGCUGUAAAGUUGGGUGAUCUCAGUUCAUUUCGACUCAUUCUGAGUAAAACAAACUGCGAGCCGAACGCACGAGAUUAUUACAGACGGACUGCCCUUUCAUGGUGUGCAAUGGUAGCCGAUGAUUGUGCAAUCACGAUGAUCUCAGAUCUCCUGAAACGACCCGAUGUACAGCCAAACUCCAAAGACAAGUCCGGCCGGACUGCACUGAUGCGAGGGGUGGAUUCUGGUAACCUCAAAGUUGUUGAGGCUUUACUUCAAGAUGUCCGUGUUGAUCCAGACUUUGGUCCAUGUCAUAGAUCAACUCCACUGAGGCUCAGCUUGAUGCGUUAUGUUGAGGAGGGGACUCAGGCGUUCUUUGAAAUGGCAAAAACACUUCUCCAGACAUGUAGGGCAGAUCCUCAUUGCGCCCGAAAGCGGCCGACACCUGCCGAAAUUGCGAACGACCUUGAGCAUGAUCAACAAGACGAGUGGACAAAACUGUUGCAGGACACCGCGCCGGAAAGAGAGCGGUUGAAUAACAAUGGGCUCGAAAAUGCGAGGGAGCAGACUAUGCUUCAGCUUUGA
This is a messenger RNA of Macroventuria anomochaeta, 4269 nucleotides long. RefSeq lists its product as uncharacterized. The transcript is spliced from 2 exons. Gene Ontology annotation, biological process: nucleoside metabolic process. Gene Ontology annotation, molecular function: protein binding; catalytic activity. Bases 1 to 4269 code for a protein of 1422 amino acids. Lineage: Eukaryota; Fungi; Ascomycota; Dothideomycetes; Pleosporales; Didymellaceae. The record is from RefSeq and is a predicted model, not a curated record.